Molecule: messenger RNA, 801 nt
Organism: Angiostrongylus costaricensis
Lineage: Eukaryota; Metazoa; Nematoda; Chromadorea; Rhabditida; Metastrongylidae
Source: the annotation of a GenBank genome assembly
AUGUGGAUAAGCUGGUUUGGUGGAUUUGCCGAACCGUCCGAUUACUCCAAUGCCGAGAUGCCGGACAUCAAUCUACCUGCACUAAUUAUCUCGAGUAUUUUUGCUGUCCCGUAUCUAGCGUUCCUCGUUAUUCUUCCCGGAGUACGAGAAAAACGUCUAGUAACACUUGCUGUUUUUACGGAAGUUGCAUUAGUAGGAGCAGUUCUGGCCAUCUCGCUGAACUUUCCCGGUUGGACAGGUGGCUCGGCGAGAAUCGUCGCUCAGUUCAGAGCCGAUCCUUGUCGAUGGUCCACAGUUGUUCCUAUUUUCGAUAUGGCGUCUUCGUCUCGUAUUGAACUGGAUCUUCCUCACUUGAGUGUCUCGAAUGAGCCGAGCACACCUGGCGACGCUCUUUUACACUUACUUGGAUACUUGGACGUUGAAGAGAUGGUUGAAAUGGAUCGGUCUCGAUCACGAAUCGACAUGAGUCAACUCUACUACAACGAAAACUUUGACAUUUCUGGAGUAUCCUCGAUGGCCAGUGAGCUGCGCUCAGCGUACCUACGUGGCCUGCCGUAUCCUAUUCUUAGCAUCAUGGAGUACUUUUCCCUCAAUCAAGACGCUUUCGACUGGGGACGACACUACCGUACUGCUGGACACUAUACAUCUGCUGCUGUAAGGAGUCAAUCAUCAUUCGAUUCUGCUCAUAGUGGUUUACGCAUACCCCGAUCGCUAUCGGAUCUGACAAUCUUCAAAGAAAAUGUCAGACCUCCUCGUUUCAAAGACGAUUCUGAAUUUGUUCUCAGCGUUACGCGAUUCUAG